Molecule: messenger RNA, 3233 nt
Organism: Ochotona princeps (American pika)
Lineage: Eukaryota; Metazoa; Chordata; Mammalia; Lagomorpha; Ochotonidae
Gene: CC2D1A
Product: coiled-coil and C2 domain containing 1A
Exons: 29
Coding region: 296-3130 (944 amino acids)
Biological process (GO): regulation of transcription by RNA polymerase II
Cellular component (GO): nucleus
Molecular function (GO): DNA-binding transcription repressor activity, RNA polymerase II-specific; RNA polymerase II cis-regulatory region sequence-specific DNA binding
Source: RefSeq, a predicted model, not a curated record
CUGCGCACUGCCUGCCGGGAGUUGUAGUUUCCGUGAAGCUGGCCCGGUUUAAUCCAGUGGCCACGCUCCGGUGCCGCGGCGCCCAAGGGUCGAGGCGGAAGUAGGGCAGCUACCUGGCGGUGGACAGAGUUGGGGGAGACGAGGACGCCGGGUUGGCGGUCGCGAGGCGCGGGCGGGUACGGACGAGAGCUGCGAGACUCGCCAAGGGGGCGUGCACGGCGACAGGCCCCUGGGGAGGAGGCCGGGCAAGGCCGGGCGCAGGGAGACUCGGUGGUCCUGGCACCCAGCCUGGACGAUGCACAAGAGGAAGGGACCCCCAGGCCGAGGCGCUGCAGCUGCCCGCCAGAUGGGCCUGCUGGUCGACCUCUCCCCGGACGGCCUGGUGAUCCCCCAGGACGGAGUGAAUGACGAGGAGCUGGAGGCCGAGUUCUUGGCCUUGGUGGGAGGUCAGCCCCCGGCCCUGGAAAAGCUGAAAGCCCAAGGUCCCUUGCCCAUGGAAACCAUCGAGAAGAUGGCCAGGCUGUGUAUGAGGGACCCGGAUGAGGACGAAGAGGAGGGGACGGAUGAGGAGGAUGUAGAGGAGGACGAUGACCUGCUGGCUGAACUGAAUGAGGUCUUGGGAGAGGACCAGAAGGCUUCGGAGCCCCCGCCAUCUGCAGCUCAGCCCAAGCCCGCAGCCCUCAGCCCAGGCGUGGGCACCACCUUGCACGAGAGACUGCGACUCUACCAGGCAGCCCUGGAAGGCGCCAGACAGGCAGGGGACAGUGCCAAGAUGCGACGCUACGACCGAGGCCUUAAGACUCUGGAAAACUUGCUGGCCUCCUUCCGGAAAGGCGAGGCCAUCGACGAAGGGGACAUCCCGCCGCCGGUGGCCAUUGGCAGAGGCCCUGCAGUGGCCCCUGGCCACACCCCUGUGCCCACCCAGGCAGAGCCCAGGCUCACCCUGGAGGUGCUACCCCCAGCCGCUCCAGCCACCUCCUCCAGCGCCACCUCCUCCAGCGCCAGCUCGGCCAAGCCUCAACUCCCCCCAGGUCCCUGCAGCCCCAGCCCCCUGGGCCAGUUACAGAGCCGCCAGCGCGAGUAUAAGGUGGCCGCCCUUCACGCCAAGCAGCAAGGCAACCUGGCCGCCGCCGCCAGAUACUUCCGCGUGGCCAAGAGCUUCGACGCCGUCCUGGAGGCCCUGAGCCAGGGGGAGCCGGUGGACCUGUCCCGUCUGCCCCCUCCACCUGACCAGCUGCCUGCAGAGCCACCAUCGCCGCCACCUCAGGCCCGGCCCCCUGCACCGGCAGCCCCUACCUCCCCAGAAAUGCCCCCGCCCCCACGGACCCUGCUGGAGGCCCUGGAGCAGCGGAUGGAACGGUACCAAGUGGCUGCGGCCCAGGCCAAGGCCAAGGGCGAUCAGCGGAAGGCUCGCAUGCACGAGCGGAUAGUCAAGCAAUACCAAGAGGCCAUCCGGGCCCACAAGGCUGGCCGAGCAGUGGAUGUGGCCGAGCUGCCUGUACCCCCAGGGUUCCCCCCGAUCCAGGGCCUGGAGGCCACCGAGCCUGUCGCACAGAGCCUGGUGGGGGUCCUGGAGACCGCCAUGAAGCUGGCCAGCCAGGAGGAGGGCCCAGAGGAGGAUGACAAUGAGGAGGAGGAGGAGGUGGUGCCCAGGAAGCAGAACAGCCCCGCGGCCCCCGCCGCCCCCCAGCCCCGAGCCCCACAGCCAGGAUCGGCCCCAGCCCCCAAAGCAGCCCCCAAAGGCACAUCCGCCAGAGCCCAGCAGCAGCUCGCCUUCCUGGAGGGUCGCAAGAAGCAGCUCCUGCAGGCGGCUCUGCGAGCCAAGCAGAAGAACGACGUGGAGGGCGCCAAGAUGCACCUGCGCCAGGCCAAGGGGCUGGAGCCCAUGCUGGAGGCCUCGCGCAACGGGCUGCCCGUGGACAUCGCCAAGGUGCCACCUGCUCCCGUCAACAAGGACGACUUUGCCCUGGUCCAGCGGCCUGGCCCGGGCCUGUCACAGGAGGCCGCCCGGCGCUACGGCGAGCUCACCAAGCUGAUACGGCAGCAGCACGAGAUGUGCCUGAACCAUUCCAACCAAUUCACCCAGCUGGGCAACAUCGUGGAAACCACCAAGUUUGAGAAGCUGGCGGAAGACUGUAAGAGGAGCAUGGAGACGCUCAAGCAGGCCUUCGCCCGCGGCCUGCCCACGCCCGGAGCCCGCUUUGAGCAGAGGACCUUCAGCGUCAUCAAGAUCUUCCCAGAGCUCAGCAGUAACGACAUGCUGUUGUUCAUUGUGAAGGCCAGCAGCCUGCCCACACCCCCAGGGCUGUCCCCUGGUGACCUGGAUGUCUUCGUCCGCUUCGACUUCCCUUACCCCAAUGUGGAGGAGGCCCAGAAAGACAAGACCUCCGUGGCCAGGAACACCGACUCCCCUGAGUUCAAGGAGCAGUUCAAACUGUGCAUCAACCGCAGCCACCGUGGCUUCCGCAGGGCCAUCCAGACCAAGGGCAUCAAGUUCGAGGUGGUCCACAAGGGGGGACUCUUCAAGACUGACCGGGUGCUGGGGACGGCGCAGCUCAAGCUGGACGCCCUGGAGACAGCGUGCGAGGUCCGGGAUGUGCUGGAGGUGCUGGACGGGCGGCGGCCCACAGGGGGGCGGCUGGAGGUGAUGGUCCGCAUCCGGGAACCGCUCACAGCCCAGCAGUUGGAGACCACGACGGAGAGGUGGCUGGUCAUCGACCCCGUGCCCACGCACCAGGUGAAUGUCAGCAAAGGCAAGGCCCCUCCAGGACCGACGCGUGAGCCAGCCAACAGGUCAGCCCGGCCCAUGCACAGUCUCAGCGUGCUGGCCUUCGACCAGGAGCGCCUGGAGAGGAAGAUGUUGGCCCUCAGACAGGCACGGCGCCCCGUGCCGCCCGACGUGGCCCAGCAGUACCAGGACAUCAUGCAGCGCAGCCAGUGGCAGAGGGCGCAGCUGGAGCAGGGCGGCGCCAGCCUCCGGCGGGAGUACGCGGCCCAGCUGGAGCGCCAGCUGCAGUUCUACACCGAAGCCGCCCGGCGCCUGGGCAACGAGGGCAACAGGGAGGCGGCCAAGGAGGCGCUGUACCGGCGGAACCUGGUGGAGAACGAGCUGCAGCGCCUCCGGAGGUGAGGGCCCCGCGGCACCCGGACAGCAGACGCAGACAAUCAGCCGACAGUCGCUUCUGGACUCCUCCCGCCCCAGCCCUACCACCACCGCCACGCAGGCCUCCGGC